CUCCUUCCUCCCUCCCUCUCUCCCAAAAACCCUGCGACCCUCCCCAAAACCCCUCUUCUCAAACCCCAUUCCUGCUCCCUUGCAGGGAUCUUUCCCAAAGCUCGAGUCUCUCAACAUGAACGGCGCUCGUGACUAUCGCUCGCCUCAGUCUGCCUCGCCCCUGGAUGCCCAAGCCAUCAUUCCACCCCCGCGAGGCACUAGCAGCUUCCUGCCUCGCCACUCCUCCGUGCCCUCGCCGUAUCCUCAAGAUGGCCAGCAUUCGCCGCAGCUGACGCAGUCGCCCGAAGCCCUCCGGGUGCCCUCAGGCUCGUCCAUUCCACUCGCCGAUCGCCAGACCUCCAUCUACACCAACAACCACCACAUAGAACGCAUGGCCCAGCUCAUCCGUGAGAGUAAGGAAGUCGAGAUGCUGCGUGGCUCGCUUCAGAUCCCCAGCCGCUCCUCCUCCUACGUCAGCCAGCGUGAGAUCGACCUGCUACGAAACCUGGCCCUGGCCAACAUGGUCAGCCCCAACCUCAACAGUCUGCCGACCACCGCGGCUGGCGCGGACGACCUGCCUCCUCGCACCAGCAGCAACCAGAAACCUGAGCUCCCGCCUAGAGGCACCAGCUCGAGCUACGCCAUCUCCGGUGGUCUGGCGACCGAGGCCCGGUCCACCAGCCUGCUGGUCCCCCUGCCGCCGGCCCCCAUCAUGAUCCACAGCCCGUCUUCGGGCUCGUCGCCCUCCUUGCGGUCCCUCACCGAGAGUGAAAAGGACACCAACUACACCGAGAUGGAUCCGAUCACUGUCGGCAAGUUGCUCUUCCAUGAGACCCUGCCCGGCGUCUCACACAAGGAGAUCUCUGGCAUCAUUGGCAAAAGCGACGAAUUCCACUCCAGCAUCCUUGUGGCGUACAUGAACUCCUUUGACUUUUAUGGCACUCCUCUGGAUGAGGCCUUUAGACGUUUCUGCUCCCACCACUUCCUCACGGGCGAGACUCAGCUCGUUGAUCGUAUUCUCUAUCAGUUCUCCAGACGAUACUGGGACUGCAACCCCGACAAGCAGCCUCUGUUCAGGAAAAUCGAUACCAUCUAUGGCAUAAUCUUCUCGCUGGUGCUGCUCAACACCGACUUGCACAUUGCCAACGUUGGCCAGUACAGCAACCGCAAGAUGAAGAGGGACGACUACCGCAAGACAACCAUGGCCCUUGUGGAGCGCAUGGUCCUUGACAACGAUGGCCACGAACCUGUCGUCGACACCGCCAGUGAGAGCUACCGUCACUGGAAGCAGAACAUGGAUAGCCUGCUCAAGGAUCUCUACACGUCCGUGCACCGCAAGCGUAUCAUUCAGCGCUACGACAAUGAUCGUCCAAGCCUGGAGAGCCCGCGGCCCCGGAACCUUGAGACCUCGGCGGGCUCACCCGUCAUGGACCAGCGCCCACCUAUCGAGCCACUGAUCCCGCCAUCUCUUGGCGCCUCGACGGGUGGAAGUGUCUUUGGUGGCAAGGGUCUGAGCUUUUUCCGCAAGAAGAACAACAACAGCGGCAAUGACGCCAUCGAGUCCCCGUGGUUCGGCGCCGCGUCUGGAAGCAACAGCCAGAGCAAUCCCAACGAGGUCCUCGUAUAUCAAGGUCUGCUGAUCCGCAAGCAGGUUCGCAGCAACAGCGAGGUCUCCAGCAAGCUCAAGUACCGCAAGUGGGGCAAGGUCUGGGCAGUCUUGACGUUUGAUGACGAGAAGGGCAUGACCCUCGGCAUGUUCCGGGUGGAGAACAUCCUCAAGGACGACGUGUUUGAGCAGCGCGAGCUGCAAGACUUUGGAAACAACGCCGAGCUGCAGAAAAGGUCGCUCAAGCUCACCACCAACUUUGAAGAGCUGAACAUGCUCCGAUCGCUGUCGUCCGUGAUCUCUGUGCCCAACAUCCAUGGCGCGCGGCAUGGCGAUAUCUUCAUGCUGACCCUUGCCGACUAUUCGGAGUGGGUCUUCCAGUGCCCCUCUGCGGAGCAAAAGCAGCGCUGGGUCGGCCACAUCAACACCUGGGCCGCGCGCAAGUCCAAGGAGCCGUUGUUGGGAGGCGUCGGCAGUAUGGAUUUUGGCUGGUCUGCAAUCCAGAACGAGCAGCGCCGACUCAACUCGCAUAGCGCGCCGUAUCAGUCCAACCCGAAGCAGCUCCAAGCGAUUGUCGAGGGCCUCGUGGCCGAGGAUGCCGCGCGCAGAAUCCGGGUGACCGAAUGGACCGUGCCGAGUGCCCUUGGUCUGAUGUCCAGCUCUCUGUCCGAGGAGCGGCAACUCGAAGCCAUGCGCAAGCAUGCCGAGAGCCUCAGCCGCGAGCUCGGAGAACACAUGCAAUACCGCGAUGCCAUCUCUGUACUGUUCUCUAAUUUCCAGAUGCAGCGCCAAAAGGCCAUCGCCAAUUGGGAACGCAAGGCUGCCUAUCUGCAGAACGAGUACACCAAGUUCUCGCGAUACGCCAGUAUCCUCGAAGAGUUCCUGACGCAGUCCUCGGCCGACGCCGGAGCGUCCAGUCUUAUCGACAACUCCAGCGCCAUCGAGCCUGUCACUCAUGCCAGCAUCGAUACCCGGCCCAGCGUCGACAGCAACGAUAGUGCCUUCGAGGGAACCCAGUCCAGCAACGAGGGAGGCAGCAAGUCCAAGUCCUCCACCGAACAAUCCAGACACGAUGACCCGACCGAUGGCGACGAAAGCGAUGACCGCAGCCAGAGGGGCAUUAUGUCCCGCAACGCCAUGCGCUACGCCCGGCUGUCGCUGAUUGUCGAGCAUGGGCUGAUCCUUACCCCUGAAGGCCGCACGCUUAUGUACCAUAACGAUGAAGCUGUUACACCCGUCGAGGGCGAGCCCAAGGCCCUUCCGGCACAGACCCCGACCUCCUCGGGCGUCGCCUACUGGGAAGAGGAUGUCGAUGUGCAGUCCAGCACCGGCUACGAACGCGAAGUCGAAGGCGAGGUUGUGGUCGACUAGACAGCCUCUGCGUGGUCCGGACAAUGCGCUGCACCGCAUCGACAGACCAGGUGGUGCGCAUCCUCAUGCUCUCUGCCGCCUCAAGCUACGUUAGGUUUCUGCUGCCCCCCCUCCCUCUUCCCUCCUUACAUUCCCUCCUUUCCCGUCCCGCUGCACUGCGAUGGAGAAAACCCCUCCUGUAAUGUAAAAAAAAGCACACUGCAUUCUCCC
Molecule: messenger RNA, 3166 nt
Organism: Polychytrium aggregatum
Lineage: Eukaryota; Fungi; Chytridiomycota; Chytridiomycetes; Polychytriales
Exons: 7
Coding region: 116-2956 (946 amino acids)
Biological process (GO): regulation of ARF protein signal transduction
Molecular function (GO): guanyl-nucleotide exchange factor activity
Source: RefSeq, a predicted model, not a curated record